This is a messenger RNA of Dipodomys ordii (Ord's kangaroo rat), 8243 nucleotides long. RefSeq names its product calcium channel, voltage-dependent, T type, alpha 1G subunit (gene Cacna1g). The record is from RefSeq and is a predicted model, not a curated record. Bases 382 to 7521 code for a protein of 2379 amino acids. Gene Ontology annotation, cellular component: voltage-gated sodium channel complex; voltage-gated calcium channel complex; neuron projection. NCBI's taxonomy places the organism in Eukaryota, Metazoa, Chordata, Mammalia, Rodentia, Heteromyidae. The transcript has 38 exons. Gene Ontology annotation, biological process: calcium ion transmembrane transport; sodium ion transmembrane transport; calcium ion import. Gene Ontology annotation, molecular function: voltage-gated sodium channel activity; low voltage-gated calcium channel activity.
CCCCCUUGUCUCUCCCCUUUCUGGGGGACGCUUCGCCGAAGGUAGCGCGGAUUCCGGCAGCAGCCGGAGGCAGGGCGCGAAGCGAAGAAGCCGGAACAAAGUGAGGGGGAGCCAGCCGGCUGGCCCGGGGGACCCCGGGGGCCCAGGGGAAGCAGCGGGACUCGCGCCAGGCGGGGCUUCCCUACGAUCCGGCGCCCCGCGGGCAGCAUGCCCCUGCGGGCAGGGGGAGCUGGGCUGAACUGGCCCUCCCGGGGGCUCAGCCUGAGCCCUAGAGCCCCCCAGAUGUGCCCCCGCCGGGGUCCCCCGGUUGCGUGAGGACACCUCCUCUGAGGGGGGCCGCUCGCCCCUCUCCGGAACCCCGGGGCCCCGGCUGGCCAGAGAAUGGACGAGGAGGAGGAUGGAGCGGGCACCGAGGAGUCGGGACAGCCCCGGAGCUUCAUGCAGCUUAACGACCUGUCUGGGGCCGGGGGCCGGCCGGAGCCGGGGUCGGCGGAAAAGGACCCGGGCAGCGCGGACUCCGAGGCGGAGGGGCUGCCGUACCCGGCGCUGGCCCCGGUGGUUUUCUUCUACUUGAGCCAGGACAGCCGCCCGCGGAGCUGGUGUCUCCGCACGGUCUGUAACCCUUGGUUUGAGCGCAUCAGCAUGUUGGUCAUUCUUCUCAACUGUGUGACCCUGGGCAUGUUCCGGCCAUGUGAGGACAUCGCCUGUGACUCCCAGAGGUGCCGAAUUCUGCAGGCCUUUGAUGACUUCAUCUUUGCCUUCUUCGCUGUGGAAAUGGUGGUGAAGAUGGUGGCCUUGGGUAUCUUCGGGAAGAAAUGUUACCUGGGAGACACUUGGAACCGGCUUGACUUUUUCAUUGUCAUUGCAGGGAUGCUGGAGUAUUCACUGGACCUGCAGAAUGUCAGCUUCUCAGCUGUCAGGACAGUCCGUGUGCUGCGACCACUCCGGGCCAUUAACCGCGUGCCCAGCAUGCGUAUCUUGGUCACCUUGCUGCUAGACACACUACCCAUGCUGGGCAAUGUCCUGCUACUCUGCUUCUUCGUCUUCUUCAUCUUUGGCAUCGUUGGUGUCCAGCUGUGGGCAGGGCUGCUUCGGAACCGAUGCUUCCUCCCUGAGAAUUUCAGCCUACCCCUGAGCGUGGACCUGGAGCGCUAUUACCAGACAGAGAACGAGGACGAGAGCCCCUUCAUCUGCUCCCAGCCACGGGAGAACGGCAUGCGGUCCUGCAGGAGUGUGCCCACGCUGCGAGGGGAGGGUGGCGGCGGCCCGCCCUGUGGUUUAGACUACAACGCUUACAACAGCUCCAGCAAUACCACCUGUGUCAACUGGAACCAGUACUACACCAACUGCUCUGCAGGCGAGCACAACCCUUUCAAGGGCGCCAUCAAUUUCGACAACAUCGGCUAUGCCUGGAUCGCUAUCUUCCAGGUCAUCACGCUGGAGGGCUGGGUCGACAUCAUGUACUUUGUGAUGGAUGCUCACUCCUUCUACAACUUCAUCUACUUCAUCCUCCUCAUCAUCGUGGGCUCUUUCUUCAUGAUCAACCUGUGCCUGGUGGUGAUUGCCACACAGUUCUCAGAGACCAAGCAACGGGAGAGCCAGCUAAUGCGGGAGCAGCGUGUGCGAUUCCUGUCCAACGCCAGCACUCUGGCUAGCUUCUCUGAGCCUGGCAGCUGCUAUGAGGAGUUGCUGAAGUACCUGGUGUACAUCCUUCGCAAGGCAGCUCGCAGGCUGGCCCAGGUCUCUCGGGCUGCAGGCGUGCGGGCUGGGUUACUGAGUAGCCCAGCAGCCCUCGGGGGCCAGGAGCCCCAGCCCAGUGGCACCUGCUCUCGCUCACACCGCCGCCUGUCCGUCCACCACCUGGUCCACCACCACCACCAUCACCAUCACCAUUACCACCUGGGCAAUGGAACGCUCAGGGCCCCACGGGCCAGCCCGGAGAUCAAAGAUAGGGAUGCCAGUGGGUCCCGCCGGCUCAUGCUGCCACCACCCUCGACACCCACCCUCUCUGGGGGCCCUCCAGGGGGUGCCGAGUCUGUGCACAGCUUCUAUCAUGCUGACUGCCACUUGGAGCCAGUCCGUUGCCAGGCGCCCCCUCCCCGGUCCCCAUCUGAGGCGUCUGGCAGGACUGUGGGUAGUGGGAAAGUGUACCCUACUGUGCACACCAGCUCUCCACCAGAGAUGUUGAAGGAGAAGGCGCUAGUUGAAGUGGCCCCCAGCUCUGGGCCCCCCAUACUCACCAGCCUCAACAUCCCACCUGGGCCCUACAGCUCCAUGCAUAAGCUGCUGGAGACACAGAGUACAGGUGCCUGCCACAGCUCCUGCAAGGUCUCCAGUCCCUGUUCCAAGGCAGAUAGUGGAGCCUGUGGCCCAGACAGCUGCCCCUAUUGUACCCGAGUGGGCACAGGAGAACUGGAGCCCCCUGAGCACGAGCUGCCUGACUCAGACAGCGAAGCUGUUUACGAGUUUACACAGGAUACACAGCACAGUGACCUCCGUGACCCUCACAGUCGACGACGGCGGAGCCUGUGUCCAGACACAGAGCCCAGCCCUGUGUUGGUCUUCUGGAGGCUGAUCUGUGACACUUUCCGAAAGAUUGUGGAUAGCAAAUACUUUGGCCGGGGAAUCAUGAUCGCUAUCCUGGUCAAUACCCUCAGCAUGGGCAUCGAGUACCACGAGCAGCCUGAAGAGCUCACCAAUGCCCUGGAGAUUAGCAACAUUGUCUUCACCAGCCUCUUUGCCCUGGAGAUGCUGCUGAAGCUGCUCGUAUAUGGCCCCUUUGGCUACAUCAAGAACCCCUACAACAUCUUUGAUGGUGUCAUUGUUGUCAUCAGCGUGUGGGAGAUCGUGGGCCAGCAGGGGGGUGGCCUGUCGGUGCUGCGGACCUUCCGCCUGAUGAGGGUGCUGAAGCUGGUGCGCUUCCUGCCGGCGCUGCAGCGGCAGCUCGUGGUGCUUAUGAAGACCAUGGACAACGUGGCCACCUUCUGCAUGCUGCUCAUGCUCUUUAUCUUCAUCUUCAGCAUCCUGGGCAUGCAUCUCUUUGGCUGCAAGUUUGCAUCUGAGCGGGACGGGGACACACUGCCAGACCGGAAGAAUUUUGACUCCCUGCUCUGGGCCAUCGUCACUGUGUUUCAGAUCCUGACCCAAGAGGACUGGAACAAAGUUCUCUACAAUGGCAUGGCCUCCACAUCAUCCUGGGCUGCGCUUUACUUCAUUGCCCUCAUGACCUUUGGCAACUAUGUGCUCUUUAAUCUGCUGGUCGCCAUUCUGGUGGAGGGCUUCCAGGCAGAGGAAAUCAGCAAACGGGAAGAUGCGAGUGGACAGUUAAGCUGUAUUCAGCUGCCUGUCGACUCCCAGGGGGGAGAUGCCACUAAGUCCGAAUCAGAGCCUGAUUUCUUCUCACCCAGCGUGGAUGGCGAUGGGAACAGGAAGAAGCACUUGGCCUUGGUGUCCCUAGGAGAGCACCCGGAGCUUCGGAAGAGCCUGCUACCACCUCUCAUCAUCCACACGGCUGCCACACCCAUGUCGCUGCCCAAGAGCUCCAGCACCGGCCCUGGAGAGGCUCUGGGCUCCAGUUCCCGCUGUACUAGCAACAGUGGGUCUGCUGAGCCUGGGGCAGUCCAUGAGAUGAAGUCACCGCCCAGUGCCCGCAGCUCCCCACAUAGCCCUUGGAGUGCAGCAAGCAGCUGGACCAGCAGGCGCUCCAGCCGCAACAGCCUGGGUCGUGCCCCAAGCCUGAAGCGAAGGAGUCCUAGUGGGGAGAGAAGGUCCCUGUUGUCCGGUGAGGGCCAGGAGAGCCAGGAUGAGGAUGAGAGCUCAGAAGAAGAGCGGGCAAGCCCAGCAGGCAGUGACCGGCGCCAUCGAGGCUCCCUGGAGCGUGAAGCCAAGAGCUCCUUCGACCUGCCCGACACACUGCAGGUGCCCGGGCUGCACCGCACAGCCAGUGGCCGCAGCUCUGCCUCUGAGCACCAGGACUGCAAUGGCAAGUCAGCUUCGGGGCGCCUGGCCCAGGCCCUGCGGCCCGAUGACCCACCGCUAGAUGGGGAUGAUGCGGACGAUGAGGGAAACCUGAGCAAAGGGGAACGGAUCCGAGCCUGGAUCCGAGCCAGGCUCCCUGCCUGCUGCCGUGAGCGAGACUCCUGGUCUGCCUACAUCUUCCCUCCUCAGUCGAGAUUCCGCCUCCUUUGUCACCGGAUUAUCACCCACAAGAUGUUUGACCAUGUGGUCCUCGUCAUCAUCUUCCUCAACUGUAUCACCAUUGCCAUGGAGCGCCCCAAAAUUGACCCCCACAGUGCUGAGCGCAUCUUCCUGACCCUCUCCAACUACAUCUUCACUGCAGUCUUUCUGGCUGAAAUGACAGUAAAGGUGGUGGCUCUGGGCUGGUGCUUCGGGGAGCAGGCGUACCUGCGCAGCAGCUGGAAUGUGCUGGACGGGCUGCUGGUGCUCAUCUCAGUCAUCGACAUCCUGGUGUCCAUGGUCUCCGACAGUGGUACCAAGAUCCUGGGCAUGCUGAGGGUGCUGCGGCUGCUGCGGACCCUGCGCCCGCUCAGGGUAAUCAGCCGGGCCCAGGGUCUGAAACUGGUGGUGGAGACACUGAUGUCCUCCCUGAAGCCCAUCGGCAACAUUGUGGUCAUCUGUUGUGCCUUUUUCAUCAUUUUUGGCAUCCUGGGGGUUCAGCUCUUCAAAGGGAAGUUCUUCGUGUGCCAGGGUGAAGACACUAGGAAUAUUACCAACAAGUCUGACUGUACUGAGGCCAGCUACCGGUGGGUUCGACACAAGUACAACUUUGACAAUCUUGGCCAGGCUCUAAUGUCGCUGUUUGUGCUGGCCUCCAAAGAUGGUUGGGUGGACAUCAUGUACGAUGGGCUUGAUGCUGUGGGCGUGGACCAGCAGCCCAUCAUGAACCAUAACCCCUGGAUGCUUCUGUACUUCAUCUCGUUCCUGCUCAUCGUGGCCUUCUUUGUCCUGAACAUGUUUGUGGGUGUGGUGGUGGAGAAUUUCCACAAGUGCCGGCAGCACCAAGAGGAGGAGGAGGCAAGGCGGCGGGAGGAGAAGCGGCUGCGGAGACUGGAGAAAAAGAGAAGGAAUCUAAUGUUGGACGAUGUAAUUGCUCCCGGCAGCUCAGCCAGCGCUGCUUCAGAAGCCCAAUGCAAGCCCUACUACUCAGACUACUCCCGCUUCCGGCUGCUCGUCCAUCACCUGUGCACCAGCCACUACCUGGACCUCUUCAUCACCGGUGUCAUCGGGUUGAAUGUGGUCACUAUGGCUAUGGAACAUUACCAGCAGCCCCAGAUCCUGGAUGAGGCGCUGAAGAUCUGCAAUUACAUCUUCACUGUCAUCUUCGUCUUGGAGUCUGUUUUCAAACUAGUGGCCUUUGGCUUCCGUCGGUUCUUCCAGGACAGGUGGAACCAGCUGGACCUGGCCAUUGUGCUGCUGUCCAUCAUGGGCAUCACGUUGGAGGAGAUCGAGGUCAAUGCCUCGCUGCCUAUCAACCCCACCAUCAUCCGUAUCAUGCGGGUGCUUCGCAUUGCCCGAGUGCUGAAGCUGUUGAAGAUGGCUGUGGGCAUGCGGGCGCUGCUGGAUACAGUGAUGCAGGCUCUGCCCCAGGUGGGGAACCUGGGACUUCUCUUCAUGUUGUUAUUUUUCAUCUUUGCAGCUCUGGGUGUGGAGCUCUUUGGAGACCUGGAGUGUGACGAGACACACCCUUGUGAGGGCCUGGGCCGGCAUGCCACCUUCCGGAACUUUGGCAUGGCCUUCCUGACCCUCUUCCGAGUCUCCACAGGUGACAACUGGAACGGCAUUAUGAAGGACACCCUGCGGGACUGUGACCAAGAAUCUACCUGCUACAACACGGUCAUCUCACCCAUCUACUUCGUGUCCUUCGUGCUCACGGCCCAGUUCGUGUUGGUGAAUGUGGUGAUUGCCGUACUGAUGAAACACCUGGAGGAAAGCAACAAAGAGGCCAAGGAGGAAGCUGAGCUGGAGGCCGAGCUGGAGCUGGAGAUGAAGACACUCAGUCCACAACCCCACUCACCACUGGGCAGCCCUUUCCUUUGGCCUGGGGUUGAGGGCCCUGACAGCCCCGACAGCCCUAAAUCCAGGGCCCCCCAUGCAGUGGCCCAUGCCGGAGCAGCCUCACACUUCUCUCUGGAGCACCCCACGGACAGACAGCUGUUUGACACCAUCUCCCUGCUGAUCCAGGGCUCCCUGGAGGGGGAGCUGAAGUUGAUGGAAGAGCUGGCAUCCCCAGGGGGCCAGCCCUCUGCCUUCCCUUCCGCCCCCAGUCUGGGCGGCUCCGACCCGCAGAUCCCUCUAGCUGAGAUGGAGGCUCUGUCUCUGACGUCAGAGAUUGUGUCUGAACCGUCCUGCUCUCUAGCUCUGACGGAUGACUCUUUGCCUGAUGACACUCACACACUCUUACUUAGUGCCCUGGAGAGCAAUAUGGAGCCCCACGUCAAGGAGGUACCCCUCACACUGGGACCCGAUUUGCUGACUGUGCGCAAGUCUGGGGUCAGCCGGACGCACUCUCUGCCCAAUGACAGCUACAUGUGCCGGAAUGAGAGCACUGCGGAGGGGCCCCUGGGACACGGAGGCUGGGGGCUUCCCAAAGCCCCGUCAGGCUCCAUCUUGUCGGUCCACUCCCAGCCAGCAGAUACCAGCUAUGUCCUGCAGCUUCCCAAAGAUGCACCACAUUUGCUCCAGCCUCACAGUGUCCCUACCUGGGGCACCAUCCCUAAAAUUCCCCCACCCGGCCGCUCCCCUCUGGCUCAGAGGCCACUCAGGCGCCAGGCAGCAAUAAGGACCGAUUCCUUGGACGUGCAGGGCCUGGGCAGCCGGGAAGACCUGUUGUUGGAGGUGGGCAGGCCCUCCCCACCUCUGGUUCGUUCCUCCUCCUUCUGGGGCCGGUCCAGCAUCCAGGUACAGCCACAUUCCCACAGCAAGCUCCAGUUGAAGCACAUGCCCCCACCAGCCCCCUGCCCAGGCCUGGAUCCUAAUUGGGGCAAAGACCCUCCAGAGACCAGAAGCAGCUUAGAGCUGGACACAGAGCUGAGCUGGAUUUCAGGAGACCUCCUGCCUACCAGCAGCCAGGAUGAGCCCCCAUCCCCACGGGACCUGAAGAAGUGCUACAGUGUGGAGGCUCAGAGUGGCCGGCGCCGGCCUGCAUCCUGGCUGGAUGAUCAGAGGAGGCACUCCAUCGCGGUCAGCUGUCUGGACAGUGGCUCUCAGUCCCGCCUGGGUCCAGACCCCUCAAGCCUUGGGGGUCAGUCUCUUGGAGGCCCUGGGAGCCGGCCCAAGAAAAAACUCAGCCCACCCAGUAUCUCUAUAGACCCUCCGGAGAACCAGGGCCCUCGAACCCCAUCCAGCCCUGGCAUCUGCCUCCGGAGGAGAGCUCCAUCCAGCGACUCCAAGGAUCCCUUGGCCUCUGGCCUCCCUGACAGCAUGGCUGCCUCGCCCUCCCCAAAGAAAGAUGUACUGAGUCUCUCUGGUUUGUCCUCUGACCCAGCAGACCUGGACCCUUGAGUCCCACCCACUCUCUCACUCACCUUUCUCCACUGGGUGCACAUCUUAACUCCUCCUGGGCCAUAUGCCUGAGAAGUUCCAUAGAGACACCUACGAGGCUGUCCUCCCCGCCUCCAUGGUUCUGGACACCUGCAAGCAGGACUUCCAGAGAGUCCGAAGCGCAGCCCUGGCAAUUCCGGCUCCAGGCAGAAAGCAAGGGAGAGGCCCAGCAUGGCCGAGGUUCCCACACCAGGAGCUAUUGGGAGAAAGCAAUACGUUUGUGCAGAAUCUCUAUGUAUAUUCUAUUUUAUUAAAUUAAUUGAAUCUAGUAUAUGCCGGAUGUACGACAUUUUGUGACUGAAGAGACUUGUUUCCUUCUACUUUUAUGUGUCUCAGAAUAUUUUUGAGGCGAAGGCGUCUGUCUCUUGGCUAUUUUAACCUAAAACAACCAGUCUAGUUAUUCCCUCUUCUUGUAAAGCACAAGCUGGGACCUUGCGUGCAUUUCCAGCCCCGACAGGGGCCUAUCUUCUGCGGAGAGUGAGAAUCAUUUUGGAAACUGUAAUGUAACUUAUUUUCUCCUUUAAUCUCCUCAUCAUUUUCUGUAGGGGGAAAAAAAAACAAAAAAAAAGAGAAAAAGGAAAAAAAUGAGAUUUUACAAAUGAAAUGGAACCUUUUUAUAUAUACAUACAUACAUAUCUAUAUAUCUAUAUAUCUAUAUAAAAUAAAGUAAUUUUCCAAAAUAA